GGAAACGAAACUUAACAUUCAUAGAAACCAAAGCCAACCGACGUGAAAGCAGUUCUGUCUUUAAGGAGAAAAAUAAAACACAUUUCUUAACAAAUUGUCUGACAGACAGAACACACAACAAGGAAUGGCCUCUGCUAACACUUCCUGGUCUGAGGAGAACUUUUCAUGUUGCAUCUGUCUGGAUCUAUUCAGCAGCCCAGUUACCACACCAUGUGGACACAACUUCUGCAGAACCUGUAUUACAAAGUUCUGGGAUGAACAAGUCAAGUACCAAUGUCCUGUUUGCAACAAGAUUUUUGACACAAAACCUGAUCUACAGGUCAAUACCCUCUUAUCAGAGCUGGCUGCUCAGUUUAUAACAACCAUACGAGUUAAAGAGCAGCCUUGUGUUGAACCAGCAGAAGUUCCCUGUGACUUCUGUACUGGGACCCGAUUGAAGGCCGUGAAGUCCUGCCUAGUGUGUUUUAGCUCUUACUGCCAAACCCACCUGGAGCCACAUCAGAGAGUCGCUCGCCUGCAGAAACAUCGGCUGGUCGAGCCUAUGGACCGUCUGGAAGGCAGGAUGUGUAAUAAACACGACCGACUUCUGGAGCUCUUCUGCCAGACUGACCAGGUGUGUGUCUGUCUGUUGUGCACAGUGACGGACCACAAGUCCCAUCCUGUUGUACCUCUGAAGGAGGAAUUUGAAGUGAAGACGGCCCAGCUGGGGAAGAUAGAGGCUGAAGUACCGCAGAUGAUCCAGGAGAGAAAAAUAAAGAUUAAGGAGAUCAAAGACACAGUACAACUGAGCAACAAAGAUGCAGACAGAGAGAUAGCCGGUGGUGUGCAGCUCUUCACUGCUCUAAUAUGCUGUGUUGAAAAGUGCCGCGAUGAAUUCAACCAAACGAUUCAAGAGAAACUGAAAUCCACAGAGAAACAAGCUGAAGACCUCAUCAAAGACCUGGAGCAGGAAAUAGAAGAUCUGACCAAUAGAUGCUCAGAGGUGAAGCAGCUCUCACACACUAAAGACCACCUCCACUUCCUCCAGACCUUCAGAUCCCUGAAGGAUCCUCCACCCACCAGGGACUGGACGACAUUGGAGGUCCGUCCUCCGUCAUACGUAGGGACCUUGAAGAGAUCUCUGAAUCAGCUGGAGGCGACACUGAACAUGGAGGUGAAGAAGCUGUUUGAUGAUGCUGAACUGAAGAGGGUUCAGCAUUAUGAAGUAGAUGUGACUCUAGAUCCUGAAACAGCUUUUCCCAGUCUCACCCUGUCUGAGGAUGGGAAACAAGUACAUCAUGGAGGUGUGAGGAAGGUACUCCCAGACAACCGUAAGAGAUUUACAAAGUAUACAUUGGUUCUCACGAGGCAGAGCUUCUCUUCAGGGAGAUUUUAUUUUGAGGUACAGGUUAAAGACAAGACUUUCUGGUGGUUAGGAGUGGCCAGAGAGUCCAUCAAAAGAAAAGGUAAGACCAUGUGGACCCCUGAGACGGGUUACUGGACUCUUGCCUACAAAAAGGAUGGGUUGGAAUUUAAAGAUAACCCUUCUGUCUGUCUCCCUCUGAGAGCUGAGCUCCAGAAGGUGGGGGUGUUUGUUGAUUAUGAUGAGGGUGUGGUCUCCUUCUAUGAUGUGGAAGCCAGGGUUCGUAUCUACUCUGCUACUGGCUGCACCUUCAGUGAGCCUCUCUAUCCAUUCCUCUGCCCAGGCCGCCAUGAUUAUGGAGGUAACAACUCUGCCCCCCUGAUCAUCUCACCUGUCAAUCAAACAGACUAGGACUUUUGAUAAUAAAACAAAGAAAGAAACCAAAACAAUCGUACUGCUGAAAUUCAACGAGGAGAUGUUCUUUAAGUACACAAUCACAGUUGUUGAAUUCCACCUAUUAUAAUUGGUUAAAUUACACAAAAUAUUUUGUCUGUUUUCUAGAUUUCCAGAUUUUUUUUUUACACAUUUAAUGCUAUAAAAUUGUCAACAGUUGCAGUUACAUAGAACAUAAGAGGACUAACAUGUUCAGAGGACUAAUUUGUAAAAAAGCAAUAAUUGUAUAAUAAUAAUUGUUUUUUAACAUUGCUAUCUGUUUUAACUUCUGAAUAGCGAGUGACAAAGAAACACAAUGUCCUUACCCGUUUUUUGAAAAGAUUUGUGAUGUGUAGGCCUACCUACGUUAUCAUUGUAAUAGAUCAUUUAAAAUCAUUGUAUUCCUGUCCAAUAGUGUUCAGUAGAAUCACUGUCUCAGUGUAAUACAAAAAAAAUAUGUUUGUUGCCUAGAACCUUUAUUUUGAUCAUUUUGAGAUUGAUGGUCCGUUUUAUAUCAGUAAAGAAUUGUAAAAGUUGGAAGUUGAUGAGCCAGUAAAACUUAUUCUCCACCAUACAACCCUUCAUGUAUUAGCCUACACACUUAAACAAAGGUCACAGUGACUUCAUGUAAAGAUUCUCCCCUUGUGUGUGACUACCGUGACUUUUUCCAUGCUCUCCUCUCUUCUCUUCUCCAUCUCCUCUCUUCUCUUCCUCCUCUCUCUGCUCUCCUCUCUAGCUCAUUGUGUUCAUUAUUGUCGUUCAUUACGCAUUAUGUGUGUUCACAUGUCAAAAGUCACCCCAUUUAGAUUAAUCUAAAAUAGAUCUGAACUACCACUGGGUGAGUUCGGCUGUAGUGAAUCACUAUGGUGACGGACGGUGACGCUCCCGCUCGUGCGGAGUCCUCCUCUCCAUAACCACGCCCACUGACUGCCUGGACUAUGCGAGGAGAGGGUGAGACCCCGAAGCUGUUGGCAAGAGAGCCGUGGACCUCGAUACCUCUGAGCAGCCAGCAGCAUGAGAAUGAAUAACCCAAUCCCAAUUUGAAUAUGUGUGUCACGAUCUGUGAAUGAUCUGUAAUGUUUGAUACUAUUAUUUUAGUCAUUCUGUUUAUUGUGGGCUUGUACUUUUAUUUGUUGUUAAACCAUAAUGGUGAUAAACAACUCAGUCAAA
Messenger RNA from Gadus morhua (Atlantic cod), 2944 nucleotides. RefSeq names its product probable E3 ubiquitin-protein ligase TRIML1. The transcript is spliced from 2 exons. Bases 125 to 1753 code for a protein of 542 amino acids. The record is from RefSeq and is a predicted model, not a curated record. NCBI's taxonomy places the organism in Eukaryota, Metazoa, Chordata, Actinopteri, Gadiformes, Gadidae. Gene Ontology annotation, molecular function: protein binding; zinc ion binding.